AUGCCCAGGCUCCAGUCACUUCCCCCGCCCCGAGACUUUCGAAAGAUUGUCUCCUGCAGUUCGGCAGUUGCUACCGCUGGCCGGGAAGGUGUAGAUUCCGCUUUCCUUCUGCGCACGCGCGGCUCCCGGCACAAAAUUCUCUUGAAUCGAACUUAUUUGCAUACGGGCGCGCGCACGUCGCGGGCUGGGAAGGGGAGAAGGCCCGGCGACCGCGCGCGCUCCCGAGGCCUCUAUUGUCCUUUUAAGGGGAGAAGCUCCGCGGCGCGGGAAACGCCGCGGCCAGAGGGAAACGGGGGCGGGGACUGCUUACUACGGCGGACGUCACAUAAACAAACGCCCCCCUCCCCGCACCGCACCCCGGCUGGAGGCCGUGGCGGAGAGGGAGUGGCGAAAUGGCCCUACCCAGGGCCAAUAGCUCAUGUAUGGGCUACUUUUAAAUACUACUACCUAAAUUGCCCAAGUGAAUUUUUCAACCUGAUACAUGAAAGAAAAGAACCUGUGCUCCCCGCUCUGUGGCUCCACCCGCCAUUGUGGAGUUUGAAGUACUGCCUUGUAAUUCUUAAUCAGCCUUUGGACAACUAUAUUCGUCAUCUUUGGAACAAAGCUCUUUUAAGAGCCUGUGCUGAUGGAGGUGCCAACCGCUUAUAUGAUAUCACUGAAGGAGAGAGAGAAAGCUUUUUGCCUGAAUUCAUCAGUGGAGACUUUGAUUCUAUUAGGCCUGAAGUCAGAGAAUACUACGCUACUAAGGGAUGUGAGCUUAUUUCAACUCCUGAUCAAGACCACACUGAUUUUACUAAGUGCCUUAAAAUGCUUCAAAAGAAGAUAGAAGAAAAUGACUUAAAGGUUGAUGUGAUCGUGACACUGGGAGGCCUUGCUGGGUGUUUUGACCAGAUUAUGGCAUCUGUGAAUACCCUGUUCCAAGCAACUCACAUCACUCCUUUUCCAAUUAUAAUAAUCCAAGAGGAAUCUCUGAUCUACCUGCUCCAACCAGUGAUGGAUUAUGUUUAUAGAUUUCCGUAUGUUGAACCAGCCUUC
Cebus imitator (Panamanian white-faced capuchin) is the source of this 1035-nucleotide messenger RNA. RefSeq lists its product as uncharacterized. Lineage: Eukaryota; Metazoa; Chordata; Mammalia; Primates; Cebidae. The record is from RefSeq and is a predicted model, not a curated record. Gene Ontology annotation, biological process: thiamine diphosphate biosynthetic process; thiamine metabolic process. The transcript has 4 exons. Gene Ontology annotation, molecular function: thiamine diphosphokinase activity; ATP binding. The annotation marks the transcript as partial.